AUGCCUCCUCCUCCUCCUCCUCCGCCUGCGCCGGUCACGAAAAGGCCCGAGACGGGACCCGCAACGAAGGAAGAGAACAUCUACAUCCCCUCUUUCAUCAGUAAACGUCCCUUUUAUGCCGGCGACGACGAAGACGACAAUGACUACCUCAAGCAUCAGCGCCGAGAGCAGAAGAAGGAGAAGUCGCAAUGGUAUGACCGCGGCAAGAAGGCUGGACCGGCUGCCACCAAAUUCCGCAAAGGAGCAUGCGAGAAUUGCGGCGCCAUGACGCACAAGGUCAAGGACUGCCUCAGUCGGCCGAGAGCCAAAGGCGCUAAGUGGACGGGCAAAGACAUCCAGGCAGAUGAAGUCAUCCAGGACGUCAAGCUUGGAUGGGACGCCAAGCGCGAUCGCUGGAACGGCUAUGACACGAAGGAGUACCGUCACGUGGUCGAAGACUUCAACCAGAUGGAAGAACUACGGAAGCGAGUACAGAAGUCGGAUGACGGCGGCGAUGAGGAGGAAGACGGAGGCGACAAGUACGCUGAAGAGAACGACAUGAGCAAGCACCAGAGCACAGCCACACGUCAGCUGCGAAUACGAGAAGAUACAGCCAAGUACCUCCUCAACCUCGAUCUGGAGUCGGCGAAAUACGACCCCAAGACCCGUUCCCUUGUCGACAGCGGCGCGACCAAGGAUACGAGCGCGGAUCUGUUCGCCGAGGAGGGCUUUCUGCGCUCCGCAGGCGACGCUGAUGCCUUUGAGAAGGCGCAGCGGUACGCCUGGGAGGCUCAGGAGAGGAGCGGCGACACAUCACAGCACCUACAGGCCAACCCUACGGCAGGCGAGUUUUACAGGAAGAAGGAGGCCGAGCAAACGGAGAAGCUGCGUGCUGAGAGGGAGAGGAAGCUUCUGGAAAAGUACGGCAGCACGGAUCAAAAGGACAUGCCCGCCGCGUUGAGAAACAUGACGGUGACCGAGUCGGAAUCCUUUGUCGAGUACGACGAGGCUGGCUUGAUCAAGGGCGCGCCCAGGAAGAAGGCCAAGUCAAAGUACGCCGAGGACGUCCUCAUCAACAACCACACCUCGGUCUGGGGAAGUUGGUGGUCGAAUUUCAAGUGGGGAUACUCUUGCUGCCACUCGUUUGUCAAGAACAGCUACUGUACGGGCGAAGAAGGCAAGCAAGCCUGGGAGGCGGCAGAGAAGCAGCGCUCAGGAGCCAAUCUGGGUGAAGCUCCCCCAGCUGCAGAGGAAGAAGAAAAGGGAGACAAGGAGGAGGAGAAGAAGGAGGAAAAUUCUGCUGGUGACGACGAUAAGGAUGCUAACGGUGGUGCAUCCAAAAAGCGCACCAGGGAAGAGAUGCUCAACGGUGUCUCUGAGGCGGAGAUGGAGGAGUACAGGCGCAAGAGAACGGCGGCCAACGAUCCAAUGGCCAAGUUCCUGGGCAAGGACGAACUGAUUGAAUAA
Messenger RNA from Geosmithia morbida, 1446 nucleotides. Its product is annotated as pre-mRNA-processing factor SLU7. The transcript has a single exon. Gene Ontology annotation, molecular function: pre-mRNA 3'-splice site binding. The record is from RefSeq and is a predicted model, not a curated record. Gene Ontology annotation, cellular component: spliceosomal complex. Bases 1 to 1446 code for a protein of 481 amino acids. Gene Ontology annotation, biological process: mRNA splicing, via spliceosome. Lineage: Eukaryota; Fungi; Ascomycota; Sordariomycetes; Hypocreales; Bionectriaceae.